GGCGUCCCGGGCCGGUUCCCUUUAACUUUCUUCUUUCCCGGGGUGAAAACUUUGCUCGGAGCUGGCGGCAGCUCGCGGACGUUAUUGGCCGGCGCCCCGCCCGGCGGCCCCGCCCCCCGCCCCCGCGCUCCCCUCCGCCCCUCACUCCCAGCGCGAGUGGCGGCGGCGGCGGCGGAGCCUUCGGGGGCGAGCGCGCGUGUGUGUGAGUGCGCGCCGGCCAGCGCGCCUUCUGCGGCAGGCGGACAGAUCCUCGGCGCGGCAGGGCCGGGGCAAGCUGGACGCAGCAUGAUGCGCGCAGUGUGGGAGGCGCUGGCGGCGCUGGCGGCGGUGGCGUGCCUGGUGGGCGCGGUGCGCGGCGGGCCCGGGCUCAGCAUGUUCGCGGGCCAGGCGGCGCAGCCCGACCCCUGCUCGGACGAGAACGGCCACCCGCGCCGCUGCAUCCCGGACUUUGUCAAUGCGGCCUUCGGCAAGGACGUGCGCGUGUCCAGCACCUGCGGCCGGCCCCCGGCGCGCUACUGCGUGGUGAGCGAGCGCGGCGAGGAGCGGCUGCGCUCGUGCCACCUCUGCAACGCGUCCGACCCCAAGAAGGCGCACCCGCCCGCCUUCCUCACCGACCUCAACAACCCGCACAACCUGACGUGCUGGCAGUCCGAGAACUACCUGCAGUUCCCGCACAACGUCACGCUCACACUGUCCCUCGGCAAGAAGUUCGAAGUGACGUACGUGAGCCUGCAGUUCUGCUCGCCGCGGCCCGAGUCCAUGGCCAUCUACAAGUCCAUGGACUACGGGCGCACGUGGGUGCCCUUCCAGUUCUACUCCACGCAGUGCCGCAAGAUGUACAACCGGCCGCACCGCGCGCCCAUCACCAAGCAGAACGAGCAGGAGGCCGUGUGCACCGACUCGCACACCGACAUGCGUCCGCUCUCGGGCGGCCUCAUCGCCUUCAGCACGCUGGACGGGCGGCCCUCGGCGCACGACUUCGACAACUCGCCCGUGCUGCAGGACUGGGUCACGGCCACAGACAUCCGCGUGGCCUUCAGCCGCCUGCACACGUUCGGCGACGAGAACGAGGACGACUCGGAGCUGGCGCGCGACUCGUACUUCUACGCGGUGUCCGACCUGCAGGUGGGCGGUCGGUGCAAGUGCAACGGCCACGCGGCCCGCUGCGUGCGCGACCGCGACGACAGCCUGGUGUGCGACUGCAGGCACAACACGGCCGGCCCGGAGUGCGACCGCUGCAAGCCCUUCCACUACGACCGGCCCUGGCAGCGCGCCACGGCCCGCGAAGCCAACGAGUGCGUGGCCUGUAACUGCAACCUGCAUGCCCGGCGCUGCCGCUUCAACAUGGAGCUCUACAAGCUUUCGGGGCGCAAGAGCGGAGGUGUCUGCCUCAACUGUCGCCACAACACCGCCGGCCGCCACUGCCACUACUGCAAGGAGGGCUACUACCGCGACAUGGGCAAGCCCAUCACCCACCGGAAGGCCUGCAAAGCCUGUGAUUGCCACCCUGUGGGUGCUGCUGGCAAAACCUGCAACCAAACCACCGGCCAGUGUCCCUGCAAGGACGGCGUGACGGGUAUCACCUGCAACCGCUGCGCCAAAGGCUACCAGCAGAGCCGCUCUCCCAUCGCCCCCUGCAUAAAGAUCCCUGUAGCGCCGCCGACGACUGCAGCCAGCAGCGUGGAGGAGCCUGAAGACUGCGAUUCCUACUGCAAGGCCUCCAAGGGGAAGCUGAAGAUUAACAUGAAAAAGUACUGCAAGAAGGACUAUGCCGUCCAGAUCCACAUCCUGAAGGCGGACAAGGCGGGGGACUGGUGGAAGUUCACGGUGAACAUCAUCUCCGUGUAUAAGCAGGGCACGAGCCGCAUCCGCCGCGGUGACCAGAGCCUGUGGAUCCGCUCGCGGGACAUCGCCUGCAAGUGUCCCAAAAUCAAGCCCCUCAAGAAGUACCUGCUGCUGGGCAACGCGGAGGAUUCUCCGGACCAGAGCGGCAUCGUGGCCGAUAAAAGCAGCCUGGUGAUCCAGUGGCGGGACACGUGGGCGCGGCGGCUGCGCAAGUUCCAGCAGCGUGAGAAGAAGGGCAAGUGCAAGAAGGCCUAG
Molecule: messenger RNA, 2100 nt
Organism: Gorilla gorilla gorilla (western lowland gorilla)
Lineage: Eukaryota; Metazoa; Chordata; Mammalia; Primates; Hominidae
Gene: NTN1
Product: netrin 1
Exons: 7
Coding region: 286-2100 (604 amino acids)
Biological process (GO): tissue development; motor neuron axon guidance; animal organ morphogenesis
Cellular component (GO): basement membrane
Molecular function (GO): protein binding
Source: RefSeq, a predicted model, not a curated record